AUGUUCCCAGAGGCUUGCCUGUCCUUCUGGGGAUGGGGAGGCCUCGGAGUCGUGCUCUUCUUCUUUACUUUUGGACCCUUUGCCAUUUUCUACCUGGCCUUCUACUUUCUAUGCUUCAUUGGAGGGGGCUUUGUUGUCCUCCUCCUCUAUGGGAAAAUUAACUCUGAGAAGCACCUGGAGAGCUGUGAGCACUCGUACCUGCCGGCCACAGCCACCGGCAUCAUGACCACACUGGAAGAGAUGAAGCUGGAGCUGAAGCCUCCUAAGAUCGAUCGGAGACUAACAGGCUCAAGUUUCAUCGAUGAGCCGCUGCAGCAGGUGAUCCAGUUUGCUCUGAGAGACUACAUCCAGUACUGGUACUACACUCUGAGCGAGGAUGAGUCCUUCUUACUGGAGAUUCGGCAAACGUUGCAGAAUGCGCUGGUGCAGUUCUCCACAAGGUCCAAGGAGGUGGACUGGCAGCCGUACUUCACCACUCGCCUUGUGGAUGACUUUGCUACUCAUUUACGCGUGUUUGGAAAAGCCCAGGACCGACUUGCAGAAAGGGACGACAAGCAGGGGGACAAGCAGGGGGAGAUGGUGGACUGCUUCUUUGAGGCCGAGGUGGAGCUGGAGAGGACGGUGUGCAGAGACAUGGUGUGCACUAGUCCCAAAGAUGAAGAGAGUUUCCUGCGUGACCUGUGUGAGUUACUUCUCUACCUGCUACUACCUCCUGGAGAUUUCCACAACAAAAAUAUGCGAUACUUCCUCAGAGAAGUCCUGGCCUGUGGAGUCCUCCUUCCUCUCAUUCACCAGCUCAGUGACCCGGAUUACAUCAACCAGUUUGUGAUCUGGAUGAUCCGGGACUCCAGCUGUAACUAUGAAGCCUUCAUGAGCAUCCUGAAGCUGAGCAACAGAGUGACGGAGCUGGAGGCCGUCAAAGACAAGGUGCUGGAGGAGCUGCAGUACCUGCGCUCGCUCGACACGGCAGGAGAUGACAUCAAUGUCAUCAAGAACCAGAUCAACAGCCUGCUGUUUGUGAAGAAAGUGUGUGAGAGCCGCAUCCAAAGGCUACAGUCCGGAAAGGAGUUGGAUGCAUUGAAGUUGGCCGCCAACUUUGGAAAGCUUUGUGUCAUCCCUUUGGAUCACAUACUGGUCCACAACAUUGCACUGCAGUUCUUUAUGGACUUUAUGCAGGCAGCUGGGGCCCAGGCAGAGCUGUUUUUCUGGCUCACAGUGGAGGGCUACAGGGUGACAGCGCAGCAGCAGCUGGAGGCCAUGCAGCUGUGGAGCAAAGACGGGAAGAAGCAGCCAGCCACCACCAAGGGCCUCCUGAAGGCAGCAGCGCUGGGCGUCUUUGACCAGUACCUGUCAGAAAAGGCAUCUCCCAGAGUUCAAGUGGAUGAAGUUUCCAUCACCAAACUUGGAGAGAAACUGCAGAAGGACGACCCUACUCCUGAGAUUUUUGAUGACAUCCAAAAAAAGGUCUAUGACAUGAUGCUCCGCGACGAGCGCUUCUACCCUUCCUUCAAACAGAGCCCGCUGUACGUGCACAUGUUGGCGGAGCUCGACAUGCUGAAGGAACCCAGCUACAGGGGCUCUGAUGAUGGGGAGGUGGAGUCCUUUAACGGCUCCCCCACUGGAAGUCUCAACCUGUCUCUGGAUGAACUGUCAAACUCCUGCCAUGACGAGUCUCUGCAUCUCCACGCCUUCAUCUCAGACACAGUAGUUGACGCUUUUGUCCCGGGCUUGUGGGCUGCUACAGGGGUGUGUAACGACCACGGGAAAACCUACGCGCUGUACGCCAUCACGGUCUUCAGGCGCAACGUGGACGGGAGCGAGGACUGCUGGAAGACUUACCGCCGCUACUCUGACUUCCACGACUUCCACAUGAGGAUCACAGAGCAGUUUGAAAAUCUAGCAUCCAUCCUCAGACUGCCAGGCAAAAAGACAUUCAACAACAUGGACAGAGAGUUUUUGGAAAAGAGAAAGAAAGACCUAAAUGCAUACUUGCAGCUUCUACUGAACCCGGAGAUGGUGAAGGCAUGUCCCGCUCUGAUUCACUAUGUAUACGACUUUCUGGAAAAUAAAGCAUACAGCAAGGGCAAGGGAGAGUUUGCUCGCAAGAUCGACACGUUUGUGAACCCUCUGAAAAGCUCCAUGAGAAACGUGUCCAACGCGGUGAAGGCGCUGCCGGACAGUCUGGCCGAAGGCAUGAACAAAGUGUCCGACAACAUGGGCCGCAUGUCAGAGCGCCUGGGCCAAGACAUCCGGCAGUCCAUCCUCAAGGUGCCUCCAAUGCUCCCAAAACCAGAGCUGGACCCUGAACACUGCCGAGUGUCUGCACAGCUGGACGAUAAUGUGGACGACAACAUCCCUCUGCGGGUCAUGCUGCUGCUCAUGGACGAAGUGUUCGACCUGAAGGAGAAGAACCAGUGGCUGCGGCGGAACAUCAAGAACCUGCUGCAGCAGCUCAUCAGGGCCACCUACGGAGACACCAUCAACAGGAAAAUAGUGGACCAUGUUGACUUUAUGACAUCACCAGAGCAGGUGGCUGACUAUGUGAAGAAGUUCAGGGACUCGUAUUGGCCCAACGGGAUCCUGGCCGAGACUUCUCCACGCAGAGACAAAAACGUACAGAUGAGGACCCGAGUGGCGGCCAAAACCAGCCUGCUGGGCAUCAUGCCAGAUGAGCUGAAGCACAUCAUCGGUGCAGACACCACGCGGAAGGGCAUCCUGCGGGUCUUCGACAUGUUCCAGUACCAGCCCAUGAACCGGCGCCUCGUCUACGUCUUCCUCGAGGGCUUUUUAGAAACCAUGUUCCCCAAAUACAAGUUCCCCGAGCUGUUUGUGAAGCUGCACUCGCGCUCGCCUCGCAUCCACAGAUACAACCAGAAACUCAAGCCGUGCGUCACAAAAAGGUGA
Messenger RNA from Knipowitschia caucasica, 2904 nucleotides. Lineage: Eukaryota; Metazoa; Chordata; Actinopteri; Gobiiformes; Gobiidae. The record is from the annotation of a GenBank genome assembly.